AUGGUGUCACAAAAUAUCUCCCGCGAAGCAGACGAGAGAGGUCUCAUCGCAUCACUAUGCGUGGCCAUCGUUUUCGUCACCAUGCGCACCGGGGCGCGAUGGUUUAAGAAUCGUAGAAUUCCGAUUGAAAUGGAGGAUCUCUUCAUGUACCUCGCCUUGGUAUCGUUUGCCAUCACUUGCGCGCUCUACUAUGCCACGAUUGAUACCUUCUUCAACGUCAUGGCCAUCACUGCCCAGGAGAUGAAGCCAUAUCCCAGUUUGGAACAUGACCUGGUCGUCAUGCUGUACGAGUUCUUUACCGUCCAAUUCUUUUUCUGGUUGACGCUGUGGUCCGUUAAAUGGAGCUUGCUGUUCAUGUUCAAGAGGCUCACGGACGGAUUACCUUUGUACAACAAGAUUUGGUGGGGGGUUCUGAUAUUCUCCGUCUUGACCUUUAUUGGGUGCUGCAUCAGCAAUUUUACCAGCUGCUCAUCUAUGCAUGCUUGGUUUACGGCAGGCGAGUGCGCCACACCUAGGGAUUCGAGGGCAAAGGAGAUCAGUCUGUGGUUCAGUCUUGGCGCAGACUUGGCGACCGACUUAAUGAUUAUGGCUGUUCCUAUUCGUGUCAUGUGGAAUCUGAGAAUCUCACUGGUUGAGAAGAUUAGUAUCGGCGUCGUUUUUCUGGUUGGUGUUAUUACCAUGGUGACUGCCAUUAUCAGAAGCGUGUCGUUGGAGUCGAGUGCAUCGUCCGGCCAAGUCAGCACGACAUGGCUCAUGCUGUGGGCUGGUAUCGAAGGAGCUGUCGCAAUCAUUGUCGGCUGUCUCCCUUCGUUCGCCAUCUUCAUCCGCGGUCGGGUCGUCGCAUCCCGUGCCCAACAUGACGGCAGUUCAAAUAUGAACCCGUCCGGGUAUCGAUCAAAUCCAAAAUCCAAAGAGCGAACUGGCAGCAGCAACCGUUCACAGAAUGAUCAUCAAUUUUGGCAACUGCGCGAUACAGCAAGUGAUAAGAGUUUAGUAGACGGGGGGAUUAUUGUAACGAGAAGUUGGAGCCAGAAGUGGCACAACUCGGCAGGGAGGACAAGGGUACACAAGGACGGGGAAACGGAGCAUGAAUUAAAUGAUAUGGGCGUUUAA
Molecule: messenger RNA, 1113 nt
Organism: Pochonia chlamydosporia 170
Lineage: Eukaryota; Fungi; Ascomycota; Sordariomycetes; Hypocreales; Clavicipitaceae
Product: CFEM domain-containing protein
Exons: 5
Coding region: 1-1113 (370 amino acids)
Source: RefSeq, a predicted model, not a curated record